Messenger RNA from Candidula unifasciata, 474 nucleotides. The record is from the annotation of a GenBank genome assembly. NCBI's taxonomy places the organism in Eukaryota, Metazoa, Mollusca, Gastropoda, Stylommatophora, Geomitridae.
AUGAAGGCAGUUGUCACGGCGGAGAGGCCCCGAUCCUGCAGCAUUCUAGGCGUCAAGAAGGAUGCUAACUGCAGCAUCAUGAAGACCGCAAGUAUAGAUUUCCACGGGGAGAAGUUCAGCAUCAGUGAUGAGAUGAAAGAAUGCUUUUUAAAGCUCAGCGACAUGGUUCCCGACGUGCCACGGAAUGAAGAAGGCAACAUCGACGGAACGGUUCUCAUGCAGUAUGUUAUCGACUACAUUUUAGACCUAGAGCUUCAGUUAGACAGCCAGACUCCUUUUUCAUCGGGAUCAUCGUUUGCCGCCUCGUUUCAGGCAAAGUAUGUCGCCGAGCAAACAUCUCGAGAACCCUUGUCAGAAAAAUCGUUAGAAAACAUCGUUCCAACAACACAGAUCCCAUCAUCCCCUGUGACAUCAUAUUCCGACGAAUCUUUAUUGCUAAUGGCAGAUUGUGACAUAAGACCUCCUUCAAAGUGA